GAUCUACAAGAGAGAGAGGGAGCCCUUGUAGGAAGGAAUUCUCUCUUUGCUGUUUCUCUCCAUUACUUCGUGCUCACUCCUUUUCUUCGUCUCCCUCGUUUCUCCUCUUUCCCGGCGCAAAUCGGCCGCGUUUCCAAUCGGCCCAGGAAGAUCGGCCGCGCGCCCAAUCCGCGUGCCCGAUUUGUCCCCGAGAGUGGUGUUCGAGACGCGCAGCGAGAAGAGAAGAAAAAAAAAUCGCGAGAGGAGGAAUUGGGAGUGAGAAAUCCGAGAGGGAGGAGCAUGCUCUUUUGUGGUGUGGAGUUUUGCUGUGGAUUUUCCUGAAUGGGAGAGAAUGGGAAGCGGUUAUCCGGUGCUAGCAGCAGAGUGGGAGGGAGCGGCGGUGGCGCUACUGCCAACGCCGCCAGCAACGCCACCACCAUCACCACCACCAGCGGCGCCAGCAUGUUCGAGGGCCGCCCUGUUCUCAACACUCUGGGCGGCCGAUUCAAGAGCGGGUCGCCCACCCGGCCAUCGCCAGUAGCGGCGGUAGCGGCGGCGGCAAAAGGCGGCAGCAAUCACGAAGAUCUUGGCUCCAGCCACCCCCAUCCGCAUCAAUCUCCCUCGCCCUCUUCGCACCACCUCCUCCAUCUCCCCCCUCCCUCCUCGAAAGCGGCGGCGGCGGAGGAGAGGAGCGCCACGGCGGCGAUGACGACGAUAGGAGGAGCUUCCACGGCGGCGGCGAUGGCCUCGUCCCCCAGCCCGGCGGCGGCGAUGGCGUCGAGCGGCGCGGCGGAGCGGAGCAACGGGGAGGCGAAUGCUCUGGAAUCCGGCGUUGGGCACAAGCGCAAGAGCCCCGACGAGCCCAGCGGGCUUCUCCAGUGGGGGCAGCGGCGGAGGCAGCGGAAUGGGCGUGUCGUGGAAGCGACCAAGGGAGGAGGAGGAGGCGGCGCUGCCGUGGUGCCGCAGCACCACCACAGCUCCGCCAACAACACCGCCACCAAUCACCACCACCACCACCAACACCACCACGAGGAGUCGUCAAAGAAGAUGGCGAUCCGCGCGGAUCGGAGGGUUGUGCGCGCGGAGAAGCAGCAGCAGCACGGAUCCAGCGCGGUAGCGAUGGCGGCGGCGCCCGCGGCCAUCCCCACCGCCGCCGUCACCACCACCGCCACCACCACCGCCGCCGCCCGGCAGCCCGCGGCGCAUUCCUCCAGAUCGUCGUGCAUGGCGCCACUCGAAGGAAACUCCAUCAAGAGGAACAACGGCGAUGCCUGCAAUGCCGCGGCGGCGGUGGCGAAUGGCGGGGGCAGCAGCAGCGCCAGCGACGAGCAGCAGCAGCACCACCAGAAUCACGCCCACCACCAGCAGCAAUCGCCCCAAGAUCAGGCCCAGCCCGCCGCCCAAAUCCACCCCCACAAGCACCACCACCAACACCAGCAGCAGCAGCAGCAGCACCAUCACAACCACCACGGCGCCGCCGCCAACAACAGUAGCAGCCGGGGGGAUCGGCCAUCCUCGUCCCCGGCUGGGGAGUGUGGCGGCGGAAGUGGCGGCGGCGAUGACGAUCCGGGGCAGGCCCAAGAUCAGUCGGCGGAGGCGGCGGCGGUAGCGGCGGUAGAUCCAAAGGGGUGUGCUGGUGGUGCUUCCUCCGCCCAGGAGAAGGUUAACAUGGAGCUGUUCGAGUGGCCCAAGUUCUUAAUCUCCUUGUCCCGCAAGGAGAAGGAGGACGAUUUCCUGGCGAUCAAGGGAUCCAAGCUGCCGCAGCGGCCCAAGCGGCGGACCAAGCAUGUCGAGAAGACAUUGCACUAUUGUAGCCCUGGAAUGUGGCUCUGUGACUUGACGCGAGAGCGAUACGAAGUGAGAGAGAAGAAAUCGAUGAAGAAGAAACCGCGGGGAUUGAAAGCUAUGGGGAGUGUGGACAGUGAGUCGGAUUGAGGAGCGACGAUGCCAAGGUUUUUUGGGAUCGAUCACGCACAGUUCCAUAUCCAGCGCUGGGAGAUUAUAACAAUCGCCAUUCAUCGCCAUCCAGAUCCACCACCAUCACAAGUUCUAAAAUGGAAGCUUUGGAAGAGCAAGCAGCCGCAGCAUUUGUAGAGAAUCAAUCUUUCACACUUUUUUUUUCUACUCGAAGGCUCUCUGGCGAGCUCUCUCAUAUGUGUCUUUUUUUGUAGAAGAAAAACACACACAUACACACACCCAUCGAUCAGUUCGUCAAAUCCUUGUACAUGAUGAUGAACACCACCCACCAAGAACAAAGAGAAAAACAAAUUUUUUAUU
Molecule: messenger RNA, 2256 nt
Organism: Selaginella moellendorffii
Lineage: Eukaryota; Viridiplantae; Streptophyta; Lycopodiopsida; Selaginellales; Selaginellaceae
Product: box A-binding factor
Exons: 4
Coding region: 322-1914 (530 amino acids)
Source: RefSeq, a predicted model, not a curated record